This is a messenger RNA of Seminavis robusta, 450 nucleotides long. NCBI's taxonomy places the organism in Eukaryota, Bacillariophyta, Bacillariophyceae, Naviculales, Naviculaceae. The record is from the annotation of a GenBank genome assembly.
AUGACGGGUCCAGCACCUCUCGCGUUGCUUUCCUCCGAUGCCGGUGCCGUAGCCGUAGGCGCCGUCUUUGGCGCCCUCUCUCGAUAUCAAGCGGGGGAAAUGGCGGCUCAAUGGAUUGCCAAAGACCCCACCAAACGAGUUCCCUUUCAAGGCUGGCACACGGCUGGUAUCAACGUCGCUGGAUCCUUUGCCUUGGGCAGUCUUGCUGGAAUACCCACCAAGGCAGUAACGCCUGCCGUGACACCCGGUCUCUCACCUCGUACCAAAUUGAUGAUGGGUGUGGGAUUCUGCGGCAGCUUUACCACGUUUAGUACCUUUUCCGUUGAUGUGGCCAAGUGGGUCACCGAAGGACAAAUUGGAAAGGCGACUGGAUACGUACUAACCAACAACGUAGGUGGGAUUGUAGCCGCGGCGGCGGGAAUGGUCAUCAUGAAGAAGUUCUUUGGUUGA